Molecule: messenger RNA, 1815 nt
Organism: Neoarthrinium moseri
Lineage: Eukaryota; Fungi; Ascomycota; Sordariomycetes; Amphisphaeriales; Apiosporaceae
Exons: 4
Coding region: 1-1815 (604 amino acids)
Molecular function (GO): flavin adenine dinucleotide binding; oxidoreductase activity, acting on CH-OH group of donors
Source: RefSeq, a predicted model, not a curated record
AUGGGAUUGUACACCAAACUUCCAGUCGCGAUCCAGGAGGUCGACAUAAUCAUUGCGGGAGGCGGCACUGCUGGUUGCGUUGUUGCUUCACGACUGGCUGAUGCUGAUCCAGAACUGUCAAUCCUGGUUGUCGAAAGCGGCCCAAAUAAUGAAACGCCCACCAUCCAGUAUCCUGCACUCUUCCUGGAAAACCUUGCCCCUGGCAGCAAGGCAGUACAAUUCCAUGAGACCAAGAAAUCCGUCCACGUAGCGGAUAGAGUGCUCCCUUUGCCAACGGGUAGUGUACUCGGAGGUGGGUCAUCGAUCAACUUGAUGAUGUACAGCCGCGCACACCCAUGUGACUGGGACUCAUGGGGAACACCGGGUUGGACGGCCAAAGAGAUUUUACCAUAUCUAAAAAAGCCUGAGACAUUCCACGGUGAGGAUGCAAAAGGCAUCCACGGAAACGACGGCCCAAUCCACGUGUCACGUGGCACCUAUGGCUCAGAACGCGUCCAAGAUGAAUACAUUGCAGCAGCCGAGAAGAUGGGAUGGCGUGAGGUUGAAGACCAGCAAUCUGUCAACGCUCUAUGGAGGGCGAAUCGGUUCAUCUCGCCAAGCGGUAGGCGCCAAGACGCAGCGACAUGCUACCUACAUCCUCGACUCCGCGACGGAAAGCAUCCCAACCUACAUGUGCUUGUUGAGACACAGGUUACGCGGGUUUUGAUUGACGACCAGAAGCGAGCUGUUGGAGUUGAAGUCAGGCCUAAUCCAUUAUUCCACAAAGGCGAGGAUGGUGCAUUAACUUCCAGAAUCAAGGCAAGAAGACUCGUUGUUGCAUCUUCGGGAGCUCUGUGCACUCCGUCUCUUCUAGAGCGUUCUGGUGUUGGGUCGAAGAAAAUCCUCGAGCAAGCAACUAUUGAAGUAGUUGUUGACCUUCCAGGCGUCGGUAGAGGGUAUGAGGAUCAUCACAUCUUAGUCUACCCAUACCUAAACACUUUGGAUCCAACCGAUACGCUUGAUGCACUGGUUUUUGGGCGUAUGGGCAGUUUUGAGAACCUUAUAAAGAGCAAUCACAGAAUACUCGGGUGGAAUGCUCAAGAAAUACAGACUAAAGUCCGCCCUAGCGACGAAGAGGUUCAAGCCCUUGGACCUGAAUUCCAGCAAGCAUGGGACAAGGAGUUCAAGAACUUCCCGGAUAAACCUCUCGCAAUCAUCUCCGUACUUGUCGGGUUUCCAGGAGACCCCAGCCUUGCCACAGGCGACCCCUGCCUCGCUACCACAUGCUUCACCCUCUACCCGUUUUCUCGUGGGGAUGUCCACAUUACAGGUCCGAAGCUGGGAGACCCAGUUGAUUUUGAGACUGGCUUCUUUACAGAUGAAGGGCAGCUCGAUGUUAAGAAGCAUGUUUGGUUAUAUAAGAAGCAACGAGAGGUAAUUCGGCGCAUGCCAUCGUACCGAGGUGAAAUGGCUCAGUGCCACCCUCCCUUUCCGGCUGAGUCUGGCGCAGCGUGUACGAAGCUUACCGACGGGCCACUUGCUGCCGACAUAGCGGAUAUAGUUUACUCAGCAGCUGACGACAUGGUGAUUGAGAAAUGGCUUCGCGAAAACGUGAACACGACAUGGCACUCGCUCGGCACGUGCAAAAUGCGAGCUCGUGAUCAGUUGGGAGUCGUCGAUGGAAAUCUCAAUGUAUAUGGAGUCCAAGGCCUGAAGAUUGCUGACCUGAGCAUUGCUCCGCAUAAUGUGGCUGCGAACACCAACCACACAGCGUUGGUUAUUGGGGAGAAGGCGGCUGAUAUUUUCAUCGAAGAGUUGAGGCUUGGAUCGAUUUAG